AUGUGUCCCAAAAGGCACCCUAUUCCCUACGUACGGCACUACGGACGGGCACUACGGACCGGCCCUACGGACCGGCCCUACGGACCGGCUCUACGGACCGGCUCUACGGACCGGCACUACGGACCGGCUCUAUGGACCGGCCCUAUGGACCGGCACUAUGGACCGGCACUAUGGACCGGCACUAUGGACCGGCCCUAUGGACCGGCACUAUGGACCGGCACUAUGGACCGGCACUAUGGACCGGCACUAUGGACCGGCCCUAUGGACCGGCACUAUGGACCGGCUCUAUGGACCGGCCCUAUGGACCGGCACUAUGGACCGGCACUAUGGACCAGCCCUGAUGAGGGGCCAUACACAAAGCACUCCAACCCCUCCAGGCCACCGGAUGGAGCGCUGGCCAUCAGGAGGCAGAGUAUCCCAGAUGAGUUUAAGGGCUCCAGUGUUGUAGAGUUAAUGAAGAAAGAGGGAACCACACUCGGCCUCACUGUGUCCGGGGGUGUCGACAAGGAUGGAAAACCUCGGGUGUCCAACCUGCGCCAGGGAGGCAUCGCUGCUAGGAGUGACCAGCUCAACGUGGGCGACUACAUCAAGUCUGUAAACGGGAUCAACCUGACCAAGUUCCGUCACGACGAGAUCAUUAGCCUGCUGAAGAACGUCGGAGAACGUGUGGUUCUAGAGGUGGAAUACGAGCUGCCACCCGUCUCUGUUCAGGGCUCUGGGCUGAUGUUCAAAAGCGUUGAGGUGACUCUGCACAAAGAAGGCAAUACGUUCGGCUUUGUCAUCCGAGGAGGAGCCCACGAGGACAGGAACAAAUCCCGUCCCGUUGUCAUAACGACCAUCAGGCCAGGUGGACCUGCUGACAGGGAGGGUACGGUGAAGCCAGGGGACAGGCUCCUGAGUAUCGAUGGGAUCCGUCUUCAUGGGACGUCCCAUGCAGAGGCCAUGUCCAUCCUCAAACAGUGUGGACAGGAGGCGACGCUGCUCAUCGAGUACGACGUCUCCAUCAUGGACUCCAUAGCCACAGCUUCAGGGCCUCUGCUGGUUGAGGUAGCCAAGUCCCUGGGGUCCAGUCUGGGCCUGGCCCUCAACACCUCCAUGUACUGCAACAAGCAGGUCAUCAUCAUAGACAAGGUCAAGCCCGCAAGCAUCGCAGACAGGUGCGGGGCGCUGCACGCGGGUGACCACAUCCUGUCUGUGGACGGUACCAGUAUGGAGUACUGUACCUUGGCCGAGGCCACCCAGCUGCUCGCCAGCGCCUGUGAACACGUCAAGAUGGAGAUCCUGCCACACCACCAGACCAGGCUGGCCCUCAAGGGUCCUGAACACGUCAAGGUGCAGAGAAGCACGCGGACCCUUCCCUGGGAGUCCUCCUCAGCCAACAACAACAGCAACUUCCUCCCCUACCAACACUAUAACACCUACCAUCCUGACCAGUCGCAGAGACACCAGGCCUCCAAGCACCACAAAACCUCUCCCAACAACCCUCCUCUAGGCUCCUCCUUCUCUCCUACCUCUAUGAGUACCUACAGUCUGAGCUCCCUCAACAUGAGCACCCUGCCCAGGAACAUGUACCCCACCAGCCCCAGAGGAACCAUGAUCAGGAGGAAACUCAAGAAGAAGGACUUCAAGAGCUCACUGUCUCUGGCUAGCAGUACCCUGGGUCUAGCAGGUCAGGUUGUUCACACUGAGACGACUGAGGUGAUCCUGGUCAGUGACUCCAUCAUGGGGUUUGGCAUCCAGCUACAGGGGGGUGUGUUUGCCACAGAGACCCUGUCCUCACCCCCGCUCAUCGGCUAUUUGGAUCCAGACAGUCCUGCAGAGAGGUGUGGGAUUGUGCAGAUAGGUGACCGUAUCCUGUCUAUAAACGGGAUCCCUACAGAGGACAGCACCUUGGAAGAGACCAAUCAGCUACUGAGAGACUCCAGCAUCACCAGCAAGGUCUCGCUGGAGAUAGAGUUUGAUGUGGCAGAGUCAGUCAUCCCUAGCAGUGGCACCUUCCAUGUGAAGCUACCAAAGAAGCCUGGGGUGGAGCUGGGGAUCACUAUCAGCUCUCCAUCCAGUAGGAAACCUGGGGACGCACUCAUCAUCUCUGACAUCAAGAAGGGCAGCGUGGCUCACAGGACUGGGACUCUGGAGCUGGGGGACAAGCUGCUGGCCAUCGAUAACAUCCGGCUGGACAACUGCUCCAUGGAAGACGCUGUUCAGAUUCUCCAGCAGUGUGAAGAACUGGUCAAGCUCAAGAUCCGCAAGGACGAGGACAACUCAGAUGAACAGGAGCUGUCUGGAUCCAUCAUCUACACGGUGGAGCUGAAGAGAUAUGGAGGCCCGCUGGGGAUCACCAUCUCAGGCACAGAGGAGCCCUUUGACCCCAUCGUCAUCUCCAGCCUCACCAAGGGAGGACUGGCCGAGAGGACGGGAGCGAUCCACAUCGGGGACAGGAUCCUAGCCAUCAACUGUAACAGUCUGAAGGGUAAACCACUGAGUGAAGCCAUUCACCUGUUGCAGAUGGCUGGAGAGUCUGUCACACUGAAGAUCAAGAAACAGGGAGACUUGGCCAGUCCCAAGCAGCCGUCGGUGUCUGGUCAUCUCAGUGAUGUGAUGCUGAGUGAUGUGGAGGACGAGGCAGGGUUAGGCGGGCUGGGAAACCAGGCAGAGAGCCAGAAACUUGGGAAGCUCUCUGACCUCUACUCCACCACCAUCCCCUCUGUGGACUCAGCCGUGGAGUCCUGGGGCUCAGCCAUACACACCACCGUCAACACACAGGCCCCAGGUUUCCAGGCUUCUGGCUACAGCUUCCACAGCCAUGAGUGGAGGAACGCCAAGCCCAGCCAAGGCAGCCUGUCCCCCGUCAGCACCCGCCAGAGACACAACAUCCUGGCAGGCCUCAGCGACGACGAAUGGGACACACCCACCACCGGAGGAGCUUCUACACUGCCCACUGGUCUAAUCACUGACAGCAGGUUCACUGUGGGUCAUGACGGGACCGAGCCGGACCAGGAAGAGAACUUCUGGUCUCAGGCCCUGGAAGAUCUGGAGACCUGUGGCCAGUCUGGCAUCCUGAGGGAACUGGAGGCCCUGGAAGAUCUGGAGACCUGUGGCCAGUCUGGCAUCCUGAGGGAACUGGAGGACGAGCCAGACAGGCUUCUGAAUAAGAGAAACUUGGCCACCAUUAUGUCAGGCAGUAGUCUGAGUCUGAACCAUGACCCUGCUCCUCUGAGGAGCCACCUGGGUCGGCAGGCCAGCUUCCAGGAGCGCAGCGCAGCCCGGCCGCAGUGCAACCAGUCCUCGCGCUCCAACACCCUGCCCAGCGACGGGGGGCGCAAGGCCUUCGCCAUGAGGAAGAUGAAGCAGGAGAUGAAUGACGUCAUGUCGCCCACCCCCGUGGAGCUGCACAAGGUGAGUCUGUUGAAGGAGUCGGACCUUGAAGACUUUGGCUUCAGUGUGUCGGAUGGCCUCCUGGAGAAAGGUGUCUAUGUCAACAACAUCCGCCCAGGUGGACCUGCAGAGGUCGGGGGGCUGAAGUCCUACGACAGGCUGCUACAGAUCAACCACGUGAGGACCAGAGACUUCGACUGCUGUCUGGUGGUCCCUCUGAUCGCCGAGUCAGGAAACAAACUGGACCUGGUGAUCAGCAGGAACCCUGCUUCCUCCAGAACCGGGUCCCAGUCAGAACUGAACCAGCUACCCGCCGAGGAGCCCGUUAUCAACUGGACCGAGCCGGGGGACAGCCUCUCUGGCCCUCCACCCAACCAGAACCACCAUUCCUUGUCCAGGAUGGCUGCUGGAAUCGGGGUGACUGGGAUCGGGGCGGCGCUGGCCGGGGCUGGGCUAGAUGAGAGAGACCCCACUAAGACCUUAUAGCAGACUGGAGGUCUGAAGGCCCAAGGCUCUCUCUUUCUGUUGAUCUGUCUGUCUCACUAAGACCUUAUAUCAGAGUGGUAGUCUGAAGGCCCAAGGCUCUCUCUCUCUCUCUCUCCUUCCCCUGUGAGUUGCCCUCCCCCUGGUGCUACUGUAGAAAACCACUCUGAUGAGACAGGAAGCCAAUCUAAAAUGGAGCCUUAUUGCACGUGUAGGGCACUACUUCUGUCCAGAACCUCUUUUGCAGGCUAACCCCUCACAGCUCUGGCUAAAAGUAGUGCACUACCUAGGGAAUAGGGUGCUAUUAAGGACACAGUUAGACAGACAGUGUUCCUAGGUGGACGGUGGGGUCCUGGGCCUCUAAGUCAAAGCACACUGACAAAACUAAACUCCUUCCUCUGAGCCAGAGCAUGAGCCACAAUCACAAGAGGUUUCCUCCUCUACCUCCCUCACACCGGGGACUAUCGAGUACGGUACGCACCACUACCCAAGGACUACAAAGAUGGAGGUGAACUACAAAGAUGGAGGGCAACGUCGACCACACUGACCUCUUGGAAAAUACCCGAGACAAAAAUAAUAACAGCGAUGAACUGAAACAAUAGUGCCAUCCGACCGAUCCUCUCCUUCUUAUUACUGCAGCUGGACAAUAAAACAGUAACACACAGUUCUGUUGUUUAAAACAAAAAAAGACAAAAGAAAACACAAUAACAUUUGCUGAACCGUUUACAUGUGAUUCUGGCCUGGCCACUCUGUACGUGUGUGUUUGUGUUGCUGCACCACUGCUGUGUAGCGUUGUGACGGAAACAAGGCCAGAGUGAUACAAACCCUCGAUCUAGUUAUUCUAGGGAGUCCUUCCUUCCCUCUCUCUCUCUCUCGGUCUCUCUCGUUCACACUUAGCUUCGCUCUGUCCUCCUUGUCCUCCUUCAUCUGUCAUAGCUGGGUCUCACUAGCUCUCUGUCCCUCCCCCAUGUGAUUUCGAAUGGUUUUUACAGAGAAAACAUCAGUACCGCGUCUCACUUCUUCCCGAUGAUUUUUAAGUAGACUAUUUGACUUGGGGAAGAAAAAAUAAAUAAAUAAACAUCUGGAAAAUAGCACACUAUUGUAAACGUUCGCCCCAUUUAUUUUCUGAAGCCUCUGUACUGUAGUCCUGCCUCUCGUAGACAAGACUGAGGAGGAGGAAGUUGAAAUGGAACCAGGACAGUCAGUCAUCCCCUUAGGCUUCAUCACAAUGCGUUUGGCAGAUGAGACAAGACGUGCAUGUCACCAAGCACACUGGUUGACCUAGAAGCAUAAUAUAUGAAACCCUUUAGAAAAGGAUUUAAAAAAGCUUUGCUUUGGGGAGGAGAAUGAAGAAGCAGCUUUAUCUAGGCUACGCGCAAUUAGAAACAAACAAACAACAAAAUACAAUCUGCAAUUCCCAGAAACAAAAUGGCGACUUCUCUGAAUCCUAGAAUACUGGAUCGCCCAUUUCCCUGAAGCACCUUAUCCUUCAUUUGGACAUAGAUCUAUUUUCAUAAAUAGAUGCAGAAGAGAUGUUUUUACUGUACGAGGAGGUGAUAUAUGCAAUGUGCUUCCUUACAGCUGCACUAGUAAAGGAGGAAGAACUGACUGUGGUCCUGAGUCUGACUUGCCUGCAGACAGUAUGAGUGAAAUAGGUAUGCUAACACUGUGCUGUUACAGGAACCAGAGAUAGAGUUUAAAAAGAAUUGUGAUAUCCAAUUAGUAGUUACCAUCUUGCCCCAUCGCUGCGACUCCCGUACAGGGAGAGGUGAAGGUCGAGAGCCGUGCGUCCUCCGAAACACGACCCUGGCAAACCGCACUGCUUCUUGACACACUGCUCGCUUAACCCCGAAGCCAGCCGCACCAAUGUGUGGGAGGAAACACCGUACAACUGGCGACCGAAGUCAGCUUGCAGGCGCUCAACCCGCCACAAGGAGUCGCUAGAGCGCAAUGGGACAAGGAAAUCCCGGCCGGGCCAAACCCCUCCCCUAACCAGGACAACGCUCGGCCAAUUGUGCACCGCCUCAUGGGUCUCCUGGUCACGGCCCGGCUGUAACACAGUCUGGGAUGGAACCCGGGGCUGUAGUGACGCCUCGAGCCCUGCGAUGCAGUACCUUAGACCGCUGAGCCACUACGGGAGGCCCCAUAGAGAAAGUCCUACUUCAGAACAUUGGACAGCAGGUAGUUUCAUUGCUACUGAAACUAACUACUACUUAGGGAAGAGGCACCUAUAAAACUGGGUUUAGAAAAACUACUUCCUUAUUAUAGCAGUCGUUUAUCCUUUUAAAACGACGUUCUGAAAAAAGCUCCAAAACAACCAGAUAUCAAAUCAACCUUAAAAUAUCCCACCCGGAAUAGUAACAUUACUGAUUUAAUUUCUACCAUCCAAUCAAAAUGACACAUUGAUUUAAGGGGAGGGGGGGGGAAGCAUGAGGUAAAAUCUAAAACAACCCAAGUAAUUCAAAAACAGCUUUUCUAUUUUGUAUCCCACCAUCCCUGUACCCUAUUUGAGUAAACAACUAAUAUGCUAA
Messenger RNA from Oncorhynchus masou masou (cherry salmon), 6389 nucleotides. RefSeq names its product glutamate receptor-interacting protein 1-like. Gene Ontology annotation, molecular function: protein binding. The record is from RefSeq and is a predicted model, not a curated record. Gene Ontology annotation, biological process: neurotransmitter receptor transport, endosome to postsynaptic membrane. NCBI's taxonomy places the organism in Eukaryota, Metazoa, Chordata, Actinopteri, Salmoniformes, Salmonidae.